Molecule: messenger RNA, 1455 nt
Organism: Perkinsus marinus ATCC 50983
Lineage: Eukaryota; Perkinsozoa; Perkinsida; Perkinsidae
Exons: 9
Coding region: 1-1455 (484 amino acids)
Source: RefSeq, a predicted model, not a curated record
AUGCCCUCAGAGGAGGCCGUAGAGGCUAAGCUGCGGAAGGUUGAAGAGGAGUUGGACAAGGAGAAGGUCUCAAGCCGAGAAUUACGAACAACAGUUGAGGACAGGGACAGGGUGGUGGCGCUGGAGGCAGCAGGGAGGGAGCGAGAGAUCGAGGAGCUGAGGAGGGAGCUUAACAAGGCGAAGGAAGAGGCUCAUAAGCAUAGGAAGGCUCUGAGAAUGGUAGAAUUGGAGGUCACUAAAGACAUAGAGCGGAUGGUGACGGAGCACGGUAAGCAGCGAAGUAAGCAACAAGAAGAGCAUGAGGCGGAGGUGAAGGCGCUGAGGGAUGUCCAUGAGAAGGAAGUGAAUCGGCUGAAGGAGGAAAUAGCCGGCAAGGAGAAGGAGGUCGUGGGCCUAGCUGCAAGUGUGGAACAUGAAAUGACCAAGGCUAGGGAAUUCAAGGUGAUUUUUUGGUCUACACAACGUGUUAUCUCGACUAUCGACGAUCAGGAGGCGACUUCGGCUCUGAGGAAAGAUCUCCUCGUGGCAUGCAAGCAGUUGGAGAAGGAGGUCCAACAAGAGGGAAUACUGCAGAAGAAGGUGCAGGGGCUCCAAGCGGAGCUCGAGAGGCUCAAGGUGGAGACCGAGAGUGAGAGAGGGGAGAGGAGUAGACGAAUGGAGGAGUAUGAAGCAAUGGUAUCGGAGCUGAGGAAGAAAGCGGCAGAUGCUGAGAGGGCGAGAGAGGCUGCGGAGGCUAUCCGAUGUAAUUAUGAUGAGAAUAUGAAAGGUGCCCGUCGACGCGAAGAAGAGCUGGAGAGCAAGGUAAAGGGUCUAGAGGAGCUGGUACGGAAACACGCAAUCGAAGCAACAGUGAAGGAGAGGAUGGUAGCAGACAGCGCAGAGCACGUGAAGGCUCUGAAGAAGCAAAUACAGGGCCUAGAGGCCGACCUGGAGCAGUGCCAGAAGGAGAGGAAGAAGCGAGACAGGGAUUGGCAGUCCUUACUCGAUGAAGAGGUUAGUAAGGCUGAUCGAGCCAGGGAUAAACUCGCACCUACAGAAGAGAAGUUGGCUGCGGCAGAGGGGGAGGUUGAAAGGCUCCGCGAGGAAGUAUCACAGAAAGAUGAAUCGUUACGGUAUGUCACUUCUGAGGUGGAAGAGAUGCGGAGAGCAAUGCAGGAGGAUACUGAUAUCAAAGUGGCAGAGGUGGAAAGAAGACUCAACCGUGAGCAUGAGAAGAGUCUGUUAGAGCUCGACAGGAGAAUAGAAGAGGCACAGCAGCGGAACGAUCGAGAAGUGGCCAGGCUGUCCCGUGAUCGGGAGGCUAUGAAGCGUAGGGCGCAUGUGGCAGAGGAGCGUGUGAAACACGUGGAAAAGGAGCUGAGGACUGUUCUCAACGAAUAUGAGCAUUUGAAAGUUCAAUGCGAAGCGAAGAUGCGACGGGCGGCCGAUCUACUCCUUGAGAGCGGCCUGACAUGA